This is a messenger RNA of Rubroshorea leprosula, 1707 nucleotides long. Lineage: Eukaryota; Viridiplantae; Streptophyta; Magnoliopsida; Malvales; Dipterocarpaceae. The record is from the annotation of a GenBank genome assembly.
CAUCCUAUCAUCACUACCAGGCAACCAUUGUAAUUUCCUACCUAGACCCGCAAUCUCGAAACUUGUAAAACCGCGCAAUGGAACAGAAACCUCACAUCGCCAUCGUAACAACUCCAGGGAUGGGUCUUUUCAUCCCGAUUGUUGAAUUUGGCAAGCAACUGGUCCAUUUGCAUGGCUUCCAUGUCACCUGCAUAAUCCCCAACAUCCCAGGGCCUCUAACAGACACCAUGAAAUCAGCCCUCCCCCCAUCCGUAGACCAAGUGUUUCUCCCGCCGGUAAGUUUGCCACAAGACACCGGCGCCGAUACUGGAACCCUGAUUUGCCUCUCCAUAACCCUCUCCCUUCCUCUUAUACACAAGGUGCUAAAGACCUUGGCGGAGAGCAGCCGGUUAGUUGGUCUCUUGGGAGAUGUUUUCAGCAUAUUGGCCAUGGAUGUAGCCAAGGAAUUGAACAUCGUCCCUUAUAUGUUCUUCUCAUCCACCAUGGAAUUGUCUUUGUAUUUGCAUCAGCCAGAGCUGGGUGAAAUGUUUCCUUUUCCGGAAGUGAUUCAGCUCCCAGGGUGUGUUCCGAUUCCUGAAAGAGACUUAAUCAUUCGCGACCGUUCAAGUCAGCUCUACAAAUGGUUCCUUGAAAACUCAAAGCGGGUCCGUUUAGUUAAAGGAAUUGUGGUGAAUGCCUUCCUGGACUUGCAUCCAGCUGCACUUCUCGCUUUGCAACAAGAAGGAUCCCGCAAUCCACCCAUAUACCCAAUUGGACCACUUGUUCAGGACUCCUCACCCUUACCUCCAGUUCCAGGUAACGAAGAGCAACAAGAUUGUUUAAGGUGGUUGGACGAUCAGCCACGUGGGUCCGUCUUGUUUGUUUCUUUUGGUAGUGGUGGGACUCUUUCCGAGGUUCAGACCAAUGAACUAGCAUUGGGUUUGGAGAUGAGUGGGCACAAGUUUCUGUGGGUUGUGAGAAGCCCAAAUGAUGAGUCUGCAAGUGCAGCGUAUUUAGGCGGCGGACAAGGUCCUCCAAAACAUCCUUCCCAGUUCUUACCCCAAGGCUUUGUAGAAAGGACCAAGGGGCGAGGUGUUUUGGUACCCUUUUGGGCACCACAGCCUCAAAUCCUUAAGCAUGGCUCCACGGGUGGAUUCCUUACGCAUUGUGGUUGGAAUUCAAUCAUGGAAAGCAUCGUCAAUGGUGUUCCAUUGAUUGCCUUUCCCUUGUUUGCUGAACAAAAUAUGAAUGCUCUGAUGCUGACAGAGGAUGUGAAGAUAGCAGUGAGACCGAGAGCGAAUGAGGAUGGGCUAGUGGGAAGAGAGGAGGUUGCCAAAAUUGUGAAGACUCUAAUGGAAGGAGAUGAAGGGAAGAGAACCCGUGAACGCAUCAAGGAGCUCAAGGAAGCAGCCGCAAAGGCAGUUGGGGAAGGUGGGUCUUCCAGGAAGGCAUUCUCACAGUUGGCACUUGAUAUGAUCCAUCAAUCAAAGUGAGGGAUUAGGCAUUUACCCUUAAUAAGAGUCAUGUGGAACUAAAACAUGCGAAUCCCAAUUUGCUAAUUUAAGGCUCCCAAUCCCUACACUACAUGUACGAGCAUAUCCGUUUACUUCAGUUUCCUUUCUUCUUCUUCUUCUUUUUUUCCCAAUGUUUACUUGGGUUUUUUUACCAUUUAGUUGUAGUAAUUGACAAACAUGGUUGAAAAACUUGAAAUAAGGUUAUAAGCUCCCA